Molecule: messenger RNA, 1433 nt
Organism: Scomber japonicus (chub mackerel)
Lineage: Eukaryota; Metazoa; Chordata; Actinopteri; Scombriformes; Scombridae
Gene: chrna1
Product: cholinergic receptor, nicotinic, alpha 1 (muscle)
Exons: 10
Coding region: 1-1380 (459 amino acids)
Biological process (GO): regulation of membrane potential; signal transduction; monoatomic ion transmembrane transport
Cellular component (GO): postsynaptic membrane; neuron projection; synapse
Molecular function (GO): transmembrane signaling receptor activity; acetylcholine-gated monoatomic cation-selective channel activity
Source: RefSeq, a predicted model, not a curated record
AUGAACCUACCAAAGGUCCAGAUCUUGCUGGCAUUGAUUCUCUGUGUAUUUCACGGUCCAGUAUUCUGCUCAGAAGAUGAGACUCGUCUGGUGAAACACCUGUUCACUGGUUACAACAAGGUGGUUCGGCCUGUUAACCACUUCAGCGACGCUGUAGUGGUCACCGUGGGACUGCAAUUAAUACAGCUUAUCAGUGUGGAUGAAGUUAACCAGAUUGUGACCAGUAAUGUCCGUCUCAGACAGCAAUGGGUAGACGUGAACCUGAAGUGGAAUCCUGAUGAUUACGGAGGAAUCAAGAAGAUAAGAAUCCCUUCGACAGACAUUUGGAAACCUGACCUGGUGCUAUACAACAAUGCUGACGGUGACUUUGCCAUCAUCCAUGAAACUAAAGGCCUGCUGGAGUACACUGGGUUGAUAACAUGGAAUCCUCCGGCCAUCUUUAAGAGCUACUGUGAGAUCAUUGUCCUCCAUUUCCCAUUCGACCUGCAGAACUGUAGCAUGAAACUGGGAACCUGGACAUAUGAUGGACUGCUGGUCGUCAUCAACCCUGACAGUGAUCGGCCAGACCUCAGUAACUUCAUGGAGUCUGGUGAAUGGGUGUUGAAGGACUACAGGAGCUGGAAACACUGGGUGUACUACACCUGCUGCCCCGACACACCAUACCUGGACAUCACCUACCACUUCUUGAUGCUGCGUCUGCCUCUCUACUUCAUCGUCAACGUCAUCAUUCCCUGCAUGCUGUUCUCAUUUCUCACCGGACUGGUCUUCUACCUGCCUACUGACUCUGGUGAAAAGAUGACUCUCUCCAUCUCUGUUUUGCUGUCUCUGACUGUGUUCCUGCUGGUUAUCGUGGAGCUGAUCCCCUCUACCUCCAGUGCUGUUCCUCUCAUAGGGAAAUACAUGCUCUUCACUAUGGUUUUUGUCAUUGCCUCCAUCAUCAUCACUGUCAUCGUCAUCAACACGCAUCAUCGCUCGCCCAGCACGCACACCAUGCCCGCCUGGAUCCGCAAGGUCUUCAUCGAAACCAUUCCCAACAUGAUGUUCUUCUCAACUAUGAAGCGUCCCAGUCAGGAGAUCCGACAGAAAACUCUGUUCCCUACUGACAUGGACAUCUCUGACAUCUCAGGUAACCCCAACCCCACCAGUGUCACGUACCAGUCUCCCAUCGUUAAAAACCCUGAUGUUCGCAGUGCCAUUGAAGGGGUGAAGUACAUCGCUGAGACAAUGAAAUCAGACGAGGAAUCUAACAAUGCGGCAGAGGAGUGGAAGUUCGUUGCCAUGGUUUUGGACCACAUCCUGCUCUGCGUGUUCAUGGCUGUGUGUAUCAUCGGGACACUUUGCGUCUUUGCUGGAAGACUCAUCGAGCUCAACACGCUGUAAAGGCCCGACCCAUAAAGGAUUCAUAAAUGUGUGUGUGUGUGUGUGUGUGUGUG